GAGUUCAAGCAGCUGGAGAAGAACGACCGCCUCCUCAAGGAGAAUCCGCGCCGCUGGGUUAUGUUCCCGCUGCAGUACCCAGAAGUCUGGGAGAUGUACAAGAAGCACGAGGCAUCUUUCUGGACCGCAGAAGAGAUUGACCUGGCACAGGACAACAAGGACUGGGUCAAGCUGAACGAAGGCGAGCAGCACUUUGUGAAGCACGUUCUGGCAUUCUUUGCCGCCUCCGAUGGCAUUGUGCUUGAGAAUCUGGCCGCGUCGUUCUCCACAGAGGUGCAGAUCCCGGAGGCAAGGGCGUUUUACGGCUUCCAAAUUGCCAUGGAAAACAUCCACUCAGAGACCUACUCGCUUCUGAUUGAGCAGUACAUCAAGGAUCCUGCCGAGAAGGACAGCCUGUUCGACGCAAUCCACACCAUGCCGGCAGUGCAGCAGAAGGCUCUUUGGGCCGUCCAGUGGAUGAACCGGGAGAGCAGCUUCACCGAGAGACUGGUUGCCUUCGCUGCUGUCGAGGGCAUCCUCUUCAGUGGCUCCUUCUGUGCCCUCUUUUGGCUGAAGAAGAGAGGCCUGAUGCCAGGCCUGACCUUCUCCAAUGAGCUCAUCUCUCGCGAUGAGGGCCUCCACGCAGACUUCGCCUGCCUGCUCUAUGGCAUGCUGGAGCACAAGCUUCCUGAAGAUGUUGUGCAUGAGAUGAUCCGCGGAGCUGUCGAGGUGGAGCGAGAGUUCAUCUGCGGGGCCCUCUCCUGCGAUCUCAUUGGCAUGAACAAGGACCUGAUGACUCAGUACAUUGAGUUUGUGGCCGACCGCCUGUUGUCCGCCCUGGGGCACAGCAAGAUCUUCAAUUCCACGAAUCCUUUCGACUGGAUGGAGAUGAUCUCCCUGCAGGGCAAGACCAACUUCUUCGAGAAGCGUGUUGGAGAGUACCAGAAGCUAUGCUUUGCUUGGUGCAAGGUGUAG
Molecule: messenger RNA, 954 nt
Organism: Symbiodinium pilosum
Lineage: Eukaryota; Dinophyceae; Suessiales; Symbiodiniaceae
Source: the annotation of a GenBank genome assembly